Molecule: messenger RNA, 1942 nt
Organism: Erythranthe guttata (spotted monkey flower)
Lineage: Eukaryota; Viridiplantae; Streptophyta; Magnoliopsida; Lamiales; Phrymaceae
Source: RefSeq, a predicted model, not a curated record
AUGAAAGAACAGUCUCUCACGAGCGGGCCUCUGUCUGAGAUUGGAUCCGCAGUAGCCAUAUUCACACUUACUGCGUGUAUGUAUAUAUAAAAUAUAGAUACACCGCUAUAUUCAUCUCUAUCUCUCUCUCUCGCGGAUUCUCUCUCGUCGGUGUUCUCUGAAAUUAGUUCCUGAAAGCGCGUAAGGAAAUAGGUGCCGAGAGGGGAAUUGGGAGGAAGUGCGUGUUUUCUUCUCUCUCUCUGUGUGUGUGUGUGUUUCCUAAUGAAAGCAAUGGUGUGGGUAGCUGAGAAGAGGACAAAUCUUGGGUUCGUAAGAAAUUCAUGAAAACCCGCAACGGAAUAGCCUACAAUUGAGGGAUUUAAUUUUGUUUAUUCGUUCCGUUCGGUGAAUUUGUUGCAUCUUUUCAGGUUUAAAAUGUCGAGGCCUCUUCACCGGGGUGUAUUAGGCGGUAGCGGCGGCGGGCGAUUUUCAGCAAACAGUCAUGAUUUAUGGGAAGAUUCUCAGAUGAAAGAACGCCCGGAUAAGGAGGACGUGGAUCCGAAACGUACAAACGGAGCCGACCACACUCAUUCGUCCAUCAAGUUUCUAUUUCGAUACCUCUUCCCGGACAAUUUAUCCUCGAAGCACGGUCUGAACGAGAACAGUUUCAUGUCGGAUCCCUUCAGCCCCGGCCCCACAAGGAGUCGCCAUAAAGUGACGCUCUCUUUCCUCAAAUUGAGUUUAGUCGUGAUCGUAAUUCUCGCUCUCACCGGUUCGUUUUAUUGGACGCUUUCUAUAACUUCCACUUCGAGGGGGCAGAUAUUUAGAGGGUAUAGGCGGCUCCAAGAGCAAGUGGUGACAGAUCUUUAUGAAAUCGGGGAGCUCUCUCUAGGGUUUUCGAGGAUGAGAGAAUUGGAGUACUGUUCGAUGGAGUCUUUGAACUACGUGCCUUGCUUCAAUGUUUCGGAAAAUCUUGCUCUGGGAUUAUCGGACGGUGAAGAGUUUGACCGCCAUUGUGGGCCCGGUUCGAAACAGAGCUGCUUGGUUCUGCCACCUCUUAAUUAUAGGAUUCCCCUUCGUUGGCCUUCGGGGAGAGAUGUUAUCUGGUUGGCUAAUGUUAACAUUACUGCACAGGAGGUGCUUUCUUCUGGCAGUUUGACUAGGAGAAUGAUGAUGGUGGAUGAAGAUCAAAUUUCUUUCCGUUCGGGGUUUUCUGAUGUUGAAGACUACGCGCAUCAAAUUGCGGAAAUUAUUGGGCUUAGGAAUGUAUCUUAUUUUACACAAGCCGGAGUUCGAACAAUCUUGGACAUAGAAUGCGGUUACGGUAGUUUAGGUGCGCAUCUAUCGUCGAACCAACUACUGACAAUGUGCCUAGCAAACUACGAGGCAUCAGGCAGUCAAGUUCAACUAACCCUCGAACGAGGUCUCCCCGCAAUUAUCGGUUCGUUCACUUCAAAGCAGUUACCAUAUCCAUCGCUCUCUUUCGACAUGAUACACUGUGUUAGAUGUCACGUUGACUGGGAUAAAAAAGAUGGAAUAUACUUGUUCGAAGUUGACCGGUUAUUGCGACCUGGUGGAUAUUUCGUGUGGACCGACCCGCUUAUAAAUUCUCAGCGUUCGGUUCGAGAUAAAGCAAAUCUGAAGAAAUGGAAUACGGUCCGUUUGUUGACAGAGAAUCUCUGCUGGGAGAUGCUGCCUCAGCAAGAUGACACUGUUGUGUGGAAGAAGACUAGUAAGAAGAAUUGCUAUUCAGCAAGGAAAGCUGGCUCACCUCUUUGCAGUAAGGGGCAUGACAAUGAGUCACCGUAUUAUCGGCCGCUCCAGUCUUGCAUUGGAGGUACUCAGAGCCGUCGGUGGAUUCCGAUUGAAGAAAGGAGGAAAUGGCCUGCUCAGUCUAAAUUGAACUCCGCUGAACUCGAACUUCAUGGUAAUAAUAUUUAAAGAUGUAUUAUUUUAUUACCUC